This is a messenger RNA of Mustela erminea (ermine), 2421 nucleotides long. It is a transcript of the gene ZDHHC13, whose product is annotated as zinc finger DHHC-type palmitoyltransferase 13. The record is from RefSeq and is a predicted model, not a curated record. Gene Ontology annotation, cellular component: Golgi membrane. Gene Ontology annotation, biological process: protein palmitoylation. The transcript has 17 exons. NCBI's taxonomy places the organism in Eukaryota, Metazoa, Chordata, Mammalia, Carnivora, Mustelidae. Bases 99 to 1967 code for a protein of 622 amino acids. Gene Ontology annotation, molecular function: palmitoyltransferase activity; protein binding.
GGAGCCUCAAGCAGGAAGUGGGUGUAAAGGCGGCUCGAGGCGAGCUGGCUCGCGGGUUGCUACGGCCACUUUGCCGUGUCGCGGCCGCCAGUGGCGAGAUGGAGGGGCCGGGGCUGGGUUCGCAGUGCAGGAAUCACAGCCAUGGCCCCCACCGUCCAGGAUUUGGUCGACAUGGAAUCUGCGCAUCUGAAAGCAAAGAACUUGCUAAAGCGAGAGAAGCUCUUCCUCUUAUAGAGGACUCUAGUAACUGUGACAUUGUAAAAGCUACCCAAUACGGGAUUUUUGAACGUUGUAAAGAAUUGGUAGAAGCAGGAUAUGAUGUCAGGCAACCAGACAAAGAAAAUGUGUCACUUCUUCAUUGGGCUGCUAUAAACAACAGGCUGGAUCUUGUAAGGUUUUAUAUUUCAAAAGGUGCUGUAGUAGAUCAGUUGGGUGGAGAUUUAAAUUCGACUCCUCUUCACUGGGCCAUCAGACAAGGGCAUUUGCCUAUGGUCAUAUUACUACUACAGUAUGGAGCAGACCCCACUCUCAUUGAUGGGGAGGGCUUCAGCAGCAUCCACCUGGCAGUAUUAUUUCAACACAUGCCCAUUAUAGCAUAUCUCAUCUCCAAAGGACAGAGUGUGAAUAUGACAGAUUUAAAUGGGCAGACACCUCUGAUGUUAUCAGCUCACAAAGUACUUGGACCAGAACCAACUGGAUUUCUUUUAAAGUUUAAUCCUUCUCUCACUGUGGUUGAUAAAAUACACCAGAACACUCCCCUCCACUGGGCAGUUGCAGCAGGAAAUGUUAAUGCGGUCGAUAAACUUUUGGAAGCUGGUUCUAGCCUGGAUAUCCGAAAUGUUAAGGGUGAAACACCUCUUGACAUGGCUUUACAGAAUAAAAAUCGCCUCAUUAUUCACAUGCUAAAAACAGAGGCAAAAAUGAGAGCCAACAAGAAGUUCAGACUUUGGAGGUGGCUGCAGAAAUGUGAGCUCUUCCUGCUGCUGAUGCUUUCUGUGAUUACCAUGUGGGCUGUUGGAUACAUACUGGACUUCAAUUCAGAUUCUUGGCUUUUAAAAGGAUGUCUUCUAUUAACAUUGUUUUUUCUGACAUCUUUGCUUCCAAGGUUCUUGGUCGGGUAUAAGAGCUUCAUAUACUUACCAACGGUCUUCCUGCUAAGUUCCAUUUUUUGGAUAUUUGUGACUUGGUUCACCUUAUUCUUUCCUCAUCGAGCAGGCAGCCCUUUCUAUUUUGCUUUCCUUCUCAGCAUAAUAGGCUUCCUCUACUUUUUCUACAAGACUUGGGCAACUGAUCCAGGCUUCACUAAAGCUUCUGAAGAAGAAAGGAAAACGAAUAUCAUCACCCUUGCAGAGACUGGCUGUCUGGACUUCAGAACAUUUUGUACAUCAUGUCUUAUAAGGAAGCCUUUAAGGUCACUUCAUUGCCACGUGUGUAACUCCUGUGUCGCUCGAUAUGAUCAGCAUUGUCUGUGGACUGGACGGUGCAUAGGUUUUGGCAACCAUCGCUAUUACAUAUUCUUCUUACUUUUUCUUUCCAUCGUUUGUGACUGGAUUAUAUAUGAAUCUUUCAUCUAUUGGUCAAAUCAUUGUGCCACAACAUUCAGAGAAGAUGGACUAUGGACCUACCUCAAUCAGAUUGUGGCCUGUUCCCCUUGGGUUUUAUAUAUCUUCAUGCUAGCAGCUUUCCAUUUCUCAUGGUCAACAUUUUUAUUAUUAAAUCAACUCUUUCAGAUUGCUUUCCUGGGCCUGACCUCCCACGAGAGAACCAGCCUGCUGAAGCAAAGCAGGCAUAUGAAACAGACAUUAUCCCUCAGGAGGACCCCAUACAACCUUGGGUUCACGCAGAACCUCGCAGAUUUCUUUCAGUGUGGCUGCUUUGGCUUGGUGAAGCCCUGUGCCGUGGACUGGACGUCACAAUACACCAUGGUCUUCCACCCAGCGAAGGAGAAGGUCCUUCGCUCCGUUUAAGAAGAGCCACCCCAGACUCUCACUCUGACCUACUUGUGUUUAUGUUGAUGCCCUUUGGUCUGCAAGUGAAGUGCUGAUUCAGAGUUCACCUAAGUCCAAAGGAAAAUGCAGGUGGUUUUUUUUAAAGCUAUUUGGUAAAAACAGAAGUUCUCAAUAAAGGCAUUACACUUUUGGAUUUAGCAAGAUGGACUGUUCCUGAACAAUCUUGGCAGACAUCUAAAAAAACUUAUAUUUUUCACAAGAAAACACAAGUUACAUUUUUUUGGAGAUAAUAUUCAUUAAUUAUGGAUAAAAUGUGGUAUUUUCAAAUACUUUAUUGGUUGUUUCAAAGUAGUACUAUUCUUUAAACUUGUAAUUUUUGAUAAAUUAUUUGCGUGUUUUAUCUAUAAAUAUGUAAAAAAUAUUUAAAUAGAUGUACCUGUUAUGCUUUCACACUUAAUAAAUUUUUUUUUUU